AUGUCCAAACGUGCUCUAAUCGUACUCGCCUCGAAAGGCGCCGAAGAAAUGGAAAUUAUUAUUACUGGAGAUGUUCUCGAACGUGGAGGAAUUCAUGUUGAUUACGCUGGAUUGGAUGGUGUACAGCCGGUUGACUGCGCCCGCAAUGCUCGAAUCGUCCCAUCUAUCGCAUUCGAUAGUGCUCAACACGAUGCAUAUGACAUUGUGAUUCUGCCAGGUGGCCAACCUGGAAGUACCACUCUUGCGGAGACCCCAAAAGUUGGUGCUCUUCUCAAGGCACAGGCUGGCGCUGGAAAAUGGAUCGGAGCGAUUUGCGCGGCACCGAUUGCUCUAUUGAGUCAUGGAAUCAAAACGGAGAUGCUGACAAGUCAUCCGAGUGUUAAAGAUCAAUUGGUUAAAGGAGGAUAUAAUUAUUCAGAAGAACGUGUCGUCGUGAGUGGAAAGGUUAUCACUUCUCGUGGUCCUGGAACUGCUUUCGAAUUCGCUCUGAAGAUUGUCGAAUUGUUGGAAGGAGCUGAAAAGGCGAACAGUCUUAUUGCUCCAAUGCUCUUGAAAUUAUAA
Caenorhabditis remanei is the source of this 561-nucleotide messenger RNA. RefSeq lists its product as uncharacterized. NCBI's taxonomy places the organism in Eukaryota, Metazoa, Nematoda, Chromadorea, Rhabditida, Rhabditidae. Gene Ontology annotation, biological process: guanine deglycation, glyoxal removal; protein deglycation, glyoxal removal. The record is from RefSeq and is a predicted model, not a curated record. Gene Ontology annotation, cellular component: nucleus; cytosol. Gene Ontology annotation, molecular function: protein deglycase activity. The coding region runs from base 1 to 561 and encodes 186 amino acids. The transcript is spliced from 2 exons.